CGGAACGAGUUCACAAACGAGUUUCCUUUUUUCAACAAUGUCAUAGACAACUAUCCUUUCUUAUACACUUCUAAAAUAUUUCCAACAAUUAUCCCAGUUGUGAAAUGGAUAUUUUGCUUCCGUUCGCGUUUCUGUUGCUCGUUUGUCAAGCUAUGUCAACAGACAAGCUAUCAGAGACAUUUGAAAAGUUCUACACCACAGAUUCUAGCUACGCCCAUCCAUCCAAUCGCCAACACAGUGCUAUAGGCAUCAGCACUAUGGCUGAGUUUUCAAUGCUGAGCAACACGCCCACUCUAUUUAAAGUUGACCGACCAGGCCUUGACAAUGAAGUCAAUACUGUGUCAUUGCAAUCGAUACAACAACCCGGACUCUAUCUUCGGUACAAGAAUUACAAAUUUCAUAUGGAAAAGUAUGAUGGUAGUGCAUUGUUUAAAAAAGACGCGACACUGAGAGAAAGAAUAGGACCUCACGGGAGAGCCUACGAACUUCUGGGAAGAGAUAAUUGGUUUAUGUGUCAUUCAGAUGCAACACCAUAUACAUUACAGCCACGCUCUGAGAAAAUUGGAACCCAGGAUUUUGUCAAGUACUGUGUGUAUGUUCCAGUAAAACAAGAUAUGGUUGAAAAAAAGAAUAUUGUGAAAACUUUACCGAGUGGAGGGGCAAUGGUCGUGAAUCAUGUACCAACGACCCAGGAGACAGACAAAUGCAUCAGCGUAAGAUUUGUGAAUCAUCUUGGCGGUCCUGUGCGAGUAGUUUCAAGUCUGAAACCAGAAGGUUAUCUUGUUACAGCGAAUGCGUUCAAACUUAAGACAAUAUUCAAACACGCGAAUCAUAAACAACGUCACGUUAUCUUCUACGCUGAGAACGUCCAGGAUCGAGAUGAUGACGUCUUGUUAAACAACAGAAAUGUGUUUACUGUGAAACCACACGACUGUUCGAAAGAUUUCACGAAUGUAGUUUUGUCUUCAGAGAUAAAUGACGCAGCAUCUGAUGCAGCAAUGUUGAACGAUGGUUCUGUAACGCCAUCUCCAAGAAACAACGAAACUUCAGCGUCUCUUAAUGAACUGACGAACAAAACUCCAAUCCCCCCGGCACUAGGAGACGGUACAACCACAUCUUCGGCGCUGAACGACGGUCUUCGGAAACCACCGGCAGCCGACAAUACUGGCAACCUUGGAGCGACAAUGAAACCCCCAGCUAACCCUGCCGUGUCUCAAAACCCACCGACGAACACCCAGCCGAAGAGCGCUCCCUCAAGUACGACCCUUUCAAUUCAGAAAGACGCAAAACCUGUCAUCCAAAGUAAUGGCGUGUUAGAGCGUCAAGGAAAUACAAACGUACCUGCAUCAGAGUUGGUAUCGAGUAAACCAAUGUAUCAAGCUCCGCCAAAUAUCAAGCCAACUGCUCGUACUUCACUAGGUCAACAACCUGUGAUUACUGCAAACGGAAUAAUGCCAGAAAAAGCAAAACAAGCCUCAACGAGCUACACUGCGCCACUACAACAACAGAUACAAACUCUUGAUAAUGUUCUGCAGAAAAGAAUCCAGACUCAAGCAAGACCAGUGUUUAACAACGUAUUACCCAAUCCUGCAACACAAAUGACAUUUAGUUCUGGCAGACCUGAGGGUUAUGAAGCAUGGUCAUCAUUUGGGCCUUGUAGUGUUACUUGUGGUGUUGGGAUGCGCAGAAGAACCAGAAUCUGUAGACCUGGGACCUAUUGCUUUGGACCAGCAGCGGAGACAAGGGCUUGCAUCAAGGAGCAGUGUCCUUCAAACUGCAUCCACACAACAGGAGGAGUGGUGAGAGACGGUUCUUGCUGUCAUUUUCCGUUCUCGUUCAACGGGAAUCAGUACUAUCACUGUAUACUAAGUCAAAGGAAUAACGAGAGAAUGUGGUGUUCAACCACUCCGUACUAUGAACGAGACAAACAAUGGGGAUACUGUCCCAGAUCAGCUAAAGCACCAGCACAUCCAUUUGUAAAACCUGUGCAACCAGUUGAGCCAAGCGAACAACUGCAAGGCACAGAAUUCCAGUCUGACAAUGAAUACUACGAUAAUCCUAGCUAUACGGACGACGAUAAUGCAUACAGGCCAUGCAGUGCAAUGUGUUCCCGGGUGUGCGAUGAAACAUGUCCAAAACAUUGUUGUUUGUCCGUCAGAGCUAAUCUACCAAUAACUGCGUACAUGGGAAAUAACUACGACAGCAAUGAUAAGAGAAGCCACGUUUAUCCGUUCACACCAAAAUACUGAUGUCAGUAAAAUAUAACAUAUCAAUACUUCUGUAUGUGUUAUGAUGUCAGAAUGAACUUGAAAUGUUGUCAGUUGCUUGUUACAAGAGCCUACUGCGCAGUAAAGGGGAAUUAAAGACAGCCCUUAAACUGGGUAGCAAGACUUUGUGAUUUUAUGAACACAGGUUAAAAGUUAGAAAUCACUUACCAGCUGAUACCACAUUUGAACUCUUGCAGAAUGUAGCAAAAUUUCACUUAAAAUACAAUAUAAACAACACAA
Molecule: messenger RNA, 2507 nt
Organism: Dendronephthya gigantea
Lineage: Eukaryota; Metazoa; Cnidaria; Anthozoa; Malacalcyonacea; Nephtheidae
Exons: 8
Coding region: 105-2249 (714 amino acids)
Biological process (GO): L-arabinose metabolic process
Molecular function (GO): alpha-L-arabinofuranosidase activity
Source: RefSeq, a predicted model, not a curated record